Molecule: messenger RNA, 1173 nt
Organism: Chrysemys picta bellii (western painted turtle)
Lineage: Eukaryota; Metazoa; Chordata; Testudines; Emydidae
Source: RefSeq, a predicted model, not a curated record
ACUCUGGAUCCAGACACGGCAAAUACCUGGCUCAUCCUGUCUGAGGAUCGGAAAAGUGUAACAGAUAGAAACACACGCCAGGAUCUGCCCGACAACCCUGAGAGAUUUGAUACUUGUCCCUGUGUCCUGGGUGCUGAGGGGUUCACGGGUGGGAGGCGUUACUGGGAGGUGGAGGUGGGAGACAAGACUAGAUGGACUCUGGGGGUUUGUAGGGAAUCUGUGAGCAGGAAAGGGAAGCUUACAUGGACACCUGUGAAUGGAUACUGGGUCGUGUGGCUGAGGGAUGGGGAAUACAAGGCCCUCACCUCCCUCAGGACCCCCCUCCCCAUGCUCGUCAGGCCCAGCCGGAUGGGAAUUUUCCUGGAUUAUGAGGCGGGCGAGGUCUCGUUUUACAAUGUGACUGACAGGUCCCAUCUCUUCACUUUCACUGACACCUUCUCCGGGACGCUCCACCCUUAUUUCUGUCCUGGUCACAGUGAUGGAAGUACAAACGCGGCUCCCCUGAUAAUCUGCCCGGUCCCAGCUGAGGCCGGAGGGAAUCUCUGUCCCUGACAGUGACCCCGCGGCACAGACUGUCCCCUCCCAGCCCUGCUGCUCUUCCCGCCCCCAGUGGUGGGGGUCAGUUAGUGCCGGCAAUUGGACUUUUUGUGCUGACCGGAUGCUGCCAGUUUCCCUUUUCAGCUGGAGGUUCCAGUUGAAAACCGGACACCUGGCAACCUCCAGCCCCCACCUUUCCCCAUCCCCUGCCUCAGGGGUAGCAGGUAGUGGUGGAUGGGGUCAUUUACCCCUGUCAGAAUUUUCUACCCCUGUGAAAUCUCAGUGUAAAAUAUGAAAGAAAAAAGAUUAUUCUAAUUUAGAAAAUAUUAUUGUAACAAGGUGUAAAUACAAGAAUAUUUUAAUUUACAUUUCAACAGUAUUUCACAAACAAGCAUCUAAACAUAAUUUUAGAAAUGGAAUUAUUUACAUUUAUUUUUUGAUUCUUCUCUCAAAUCUAUAUUGAAGUUUAACUUCUCUAAAUAACGUCAUUUGUAUUUCAACUGUGGAAUUUCAAGAAAUCCAAAAUAUUUAUCUUAACAAAAUAAACUAUUAAAUUGUCAGACUGGGUUGUUCAGUUACAAUGUACAUGUCUCAUAAACAUCACAACUACACACAUGUGCAGCUGCUCUCUCUCUC